UCUAGCAUCUACCCUGUGCCUGAUGUAGAGCGGCUGUCACUCAUUCUCUGGCCGCGCACGAUUAUGACGACACCAUGGAUGAGCCGGCCAAGAACUGGCAUGUCGGGCUGUGCGUGCUCUGCGGGCUCCCCGGGGCAGGGAAAUCCACGUUAGCCCGGAGGCUGAAGAACAGCAUCAACGCGUAUUCCGUGGUUGUGGUAACGUACGAUGACCUGAUCACUGAUGCCGCCGCUCAGUGGGAGACAGCCGGUGACUCUGGAGCUACUUCCUGCCCGUCUGAGGGCGGAAGCGAAAUGUCCCUCUGGAAGCAGCUUCGUCAGCACCUUCUCCAGUUCAUUGAGCAUCUUAUAGUGGCUCUGCUCAGCAGCUCAACUUUAAAAGCCCCAGGUGGUCUGACUGGAGGACAGUGGGACCGAUUUGUUCAAUGCCUGGAGGGGCAAGGCGUCAUCUCUGCUGCACGGUCAGAUUCCCACCACUUCUUGAUCUCCCCGAAGCUCAGUCAUAUCUACGUUAUACUUGAUGAUAAUUUCUACUACCAGAGCAUGCGGUAUGAGGUGUAUCAGCUGGCACGCAAAUAUUCCUUGGGAUUUUGCCAGUUAUAUCUGCACUGUGCCAUGGAGUGCUGCCUGCUGAGGAAUAGGAGCAGGCCCCAUCCUAUCAUGGACAAAACAAUAUUGCUUAUGGACACAAAAAUAGAGAAACCUAAUCCCGAGAAAAACACAUGGGAGAAAAACAGUUUGAUCCUUGACAGCUCCCAAGGCGUCGCAGUGGAUGAUACAAGAAUCACUGAUUUGCUGAAUCGAGCUUUGGAGAGCCCUGUGACACCACUGGAGGAUGACCAUGAGGAGAAGGAUAGAGAUCGUGAAAUCUGUGCAGCCAGUAUCGUCCAUCAGGCAGAUCAAAGUGUACGAAGGCUCAUUUCAGAGACCAUGCAGGCCAUGAAAGGCUCUGUUUCUGCACAGAAUAUUAAACAGUUGGCUAAGGAGCUCCAGCAUGCAAAGUCUAGAUCCCUGGAUCAUUUAAGGCAAAGUUUGACCGGGAAGACUAUCCAAUCUCUGAGGACAGAUGAUAUAUUUGAUGUACAGUCCUUUUUUAAGGCAGAAAAAGACCACAUAUUGGAGCGAUAUUUGCAUACGGACGAGGUGCAGUAUUGUCAAUCACAGGAGUAUUGUCUGACAAAUCCUGCUACCUCAUAGUAAAGAUUUAUACAGUC
Molecule: messenger RNA, 1213 nt
Organism: Pseudophryne corroboree (corroboree frog)
Lineage: Eukaryota; Metazoa; Chordata; Amphibia; Anura; Myobatrachidae
Gene: PSTK
Product: phosphoseryl-tRNA kinase
Exons: 6
Coding region: 75-1196 (373 amino acids)
Molecular function (GO): tRNA binding; kinase activity
Source: RefSeq, a predicted model, not a curated record